AUGACGGCCCCAACUCCAACCCGCGCUACCCGCGCCAACUACACCCCGGGCAUCCCCAUGAUCGACAACUACUUCCAAGCCAACCCCAUUAGCGACCUCACGGAGCUCGACGCCUCCCACUUCUGCGAACUCUUCCUCCUCCUCUCCCCCAUCAUCUUCCCCUCCGACGACGACCAAGACGCAGUCGACGAGAGCGAAGUCUCCCGUCGCAUGAAGAAUUUCAUGGCGUACUUGCAGCGUCACUGUGUCGUGUUGAAGCCGAAGGAGGGGAAGAAGGUGGGCGUGAAGAAGCUGGUUGCGGAGGCAGUGGGGCUUUGGAGGGUGAUUGUGGAGGAUACGGACGACGAGGGGGAGGGCGCUGUUGCGGGAGCUGAGGAUGGAAAUUCUCAGGUUCAGGAUGUGAGCCAUGGCGUGCCGGUCGUUCAGAGGAAGCGUACGGUUCAAGGCAUUGCUCAGGCCAAGGUCCACUCGGUCAUCCAGAAGAAGGCCAUGGUCCACGGGAAUGCCCAGGUCAAGCCAAUUGCCCAGAAGAAGCUCGUCAUCAAAGGCAACGCUCAGACCAAGCCAUCCGCCCAGAAGAAGGUGAUCACCCAAGGCCACGCUCAGGACAAUGUCAACACUCCGUCCUACUCCAACGACGGUCCUACCUUCUCCGAUCCAAAUCAUAUCGAUUCCAGCAAUGGGGAAGGAGACCUCACAAUGUCCUACAUCUCUGACCGUGGCGAGUGCACUGCCAAUCCACCACCACUUGCCAUCAUGGACAACAACAACACCAACGAUCUCAAUACCAUGGCAUCCUCCUCAUCCUCCACCUCAGCAGCCACAGACACGCUCAACAACCUCCUCCUCGAGAUCAUGCAAGAGUUCCAGGCGGGCGAAUACCUCCGCUCGGUCGUCUUGCUGGGAAAAGCGAGUGGCUUUGUCGUCAAGGUGGGAGAAGAGGCUAUUGAAGGGGAGAAGCAGUACUAUGAGUCUUGUCAGCAGGCCGAUCAGGAAUGCUUCGACCAUUGCCAGGAUCAGGAUAAGUACCAGUACCAGUACGAGACUAGCGACGUCCAGGUCCUCGCUGGUGGUGACGACAGUGGCGACGAAUCCCACAAUGGGACCGUUAACCGGGAGGAGGAAGAUCAGGUCAACAUCAAGCAGGAGGAGGAAGUGGAGUCUCAAGAGGAAGAGCUCUGA
Messenger RNA from Lecanosticta acicola, 1182 nucleotides. The record is from the annotation of a GenBank genome assembly. NCBI's taxonomy places the organism in Eukaryota, Fungi, Ascomycota, Dothideomycetes, Mycosphaerellales, Mycosphaerellaceae.